AGGGGCCGGUUCAGGUGCUCGGGUGCCCCUGACGCGGCGGCGGGAUGCCGGGGCUGGUGGUGUUCGGCAGGCGCUGGGCCAUCGGCAGCGACGACUUCGUCCUCCCGGGGGCCUUCGAGCUCUUCGUCAGGCUGCUGUGGUGGAUUGGAAUUCUUGCUCUUUAUGCGGUUCACAAGGGGCGAUUUAACUGUCCCGGGGGAGGAUUGCUGCACAGCUACUUGCUAGUCCUCCUCGUUCUCCUGGCUGCUAUAAUAUGUGCGUUAUCUGCUCUCGUAUAUGUCAGUAUGCAAGGAACAAUUUCUAAUCCAGGCCCAAGAAAAUCACUUCCCAAGCUACUUUAUACUCGCCUACUUCUCUAUUUUCCUGAAUUCAUCUGGGCUGUUGUAGGAGCUGUAUGGGUGUCAGACAGCAGUGUGCAGUGUGAGAAGACUGUGAUAAAUGUCAUCAUGGGGACAGUUAUUGCAAGCUGGGUUAUCAUCAUCUUUACAAUCAUUGGAGUUGUAAUCGUCUUUGAUCCGCUUGGGGGGAAGAAGACAUUUUACCUCACCAGUAGUGUCAGUCGGAACCUGGAGAGCAGUCAGUCAGGACAGUUGCUGUACAAUGUGAAGAACACUGCCACCAGGGUCUGGGAAAAAAGAAUCAGGUUACUGUGCUGCUGCAUUGUGCAAGAUGAUGACCAUCGAGUGGCUUUUACAAGUAUCGCAGAGCUCUUCCGUACCUACUUUUCGGACACUGAUCUGGUGCCAAGUGACAUAGCAGCUGGUUUGACUCUGCUCCACCAAGAGCAGGAUAAAAUGGAAAGUUGCCCAAAAGAGCCUGAAGAAGUCCUGUGUCAUUCUCCAUCAUCUCUUGUGGCAGAUGAUUUGGAUGCUGAACUGGAGAAUGCUGCUCACUAUAUGCUGUUUGCUGCAGCUGCUUAUGGCUGGCCCUACUACGUAUACACCAACCCAUUUACUGCACUCUGUAAGCUCAAUGGUGACUGUUGCAGAAAUAGAACAACAGAUUCUGAUAUAACUGGCAGUGAUCGUCAUAACUUUCACUUUGGAUCCAUCCUAAGAAUAACAGGACUGCAGUACAGAGACUUCAUUCAUAUCAGUUUUCAUAACAAGAUCUAUGAGAUUCCAUUUUUUGUUGCUUUGGAUCACAAAAAAGAAGCUAUUGUGGUUGCAGUGAGAGGAACCUUGUCUUUUGAGGACAUUCUCACUGAUCUGUCAGCAGAUUGUGAAGACUUGACACUGGAGGAUGUUCUAGAGAAUGGCUUUGUGCAUAAGGGAAUAACUCAAGCUGCAAACUACAUCUAUCAGAAGCUAAUAAAUGAUGGAAUUUUAAACCAGGCUUUCACAAUUGCUCCGGAAUAUAAACUUGUGAUAGUUGGUCACAGUUUGGGUGGUGGAACAGCUUCUAUACUGGCGAUCAUGCUCAGGAACUCUUUCCCAACAUUAAGGUGUUAUGCCUUUUCUCCCCCAGGAGGACUGUUAAGCAAAUCACUUGCAGAUUACACAAAGUGCUUCAUUGUUUCAGUCAUUGUUGGAAAGGAUCUUGUGGCAAGGUUAAGUAUGCCCAACAUGGAGGAUUUAAAGAGGCGAAUAGUGAGAAUUGUGGCAAACUGCAACAGACCCAAGUACCAGAUCUUGCUGCGUGGGUGUUGGUAUGAAGUCUUUGGAGGAGACCCGGAUAACUUCCCAACUGAACUGGAUGGUAGAAACCAAGAUGCCCUCACCCAGCCACUUCUAGCUGAGGAGAGCUUAAUGGUUCAUCGGUCACCUUCAUACAACACCCUUGAGGAUGAACCACACGUCAAUUCACCACCACAGUAUCCUCGUCUGUAUCUUCCUGGCAAGAUUAUCCAUAUUGUAGAAGAAUCCAGCUCUAGGAGGUGGUGCUCUUCAGAUAUUAAAUACACGGCGAGAUGGUCAAACGAAGCAGUCUUCAGCAGCAUUUUAAUAAGUCCCAAGAUGAUAACAGACCACAUGCCAGAUGUUGUGCUCAAAGCACUGAACAGUUUGUCUCAGGAACACAGAUCAUGUAUUUCUUGUCAGGCACAAGAAUGUAACACCAAUGUGGUGUAGCCAUAGCUCACCAAGGUGAGGGGCUUUUCACUGCAGGCUUCAGGUAUUCAGGGACCAUUCCACUUUCAUACCCGUGUGGAUUUCAGAACUUUUCUCUCACAUUGCAUAAAAUAAACAAGGGUCUUCAUGCCCUUGGCUGUGCAGCAACCUUGCAUGGCAGGAGGCUGGUUAAAGCAGUCUGCACUUGCGCUGAAGGUUGAGCUUUUACAAACCAUGAUGGUCUGACAUGUCCCAGCUGAGCCUGUGGAUGCUGGAGCACAAGAGCCAAGGUGCCAGCUGAGUACGCCACCAGAGCAAGCGUGUGUGCAGGCAAGCUCAGCCUGUGGGUGAGCGCAGAGCCCUGCCAGACCCUAAAAAUGGUAAAAAAUCCAGUUCUGCUUCAGUCACAUCCUGCCACUGCCCAGGACCAGCCUGUGCAGAGCCU
Neopsephotus bourkii (Bourke's parrot) is the source of this 2493-nucleotide messenger RNA. It is a transcript of the gene DAGLB, whose product is annotated as diacylglycerol lipase beta. Bases 45 to 2069 code for a protein of 674 amino acids. Gene Ontology annotation, biological process: lipid metabolic process. The record is from RefSeq and is a predicted model, not a curated record. The transcript is spliced from 15 exons. NCBI's taxonomy places the organism in Eukaryota, Metazoa, Chordata, Aves, Psittaciformes, Psittacidae.